AUGAUCCAAAAUGAACUGAUUAACAUUAUCAGUGCAAAGAUUACUGAGAGAAUCGUGGACGAUAUUAAAGCAUCGAAAUACUUCUCUAUUAUUUUAGACUGCACCCCUGAUUUGAGUCACAAAGAGCAACUUUCUGUCAUAAUCAGGAUAGUGGCACUUGAAGACAAGCCAACAAUAAAGGAGCAUUUCUUGGGGUUCCUUGAGGUAGAGAAUUCUACAGGGCUAAAUUUGUCAUGCCUUCUACUCGGAAGACUGAAACAACUGAACAUUUCUUUUGAGGAUUGUCGAGGUCAAUCUUACGACAAUGGAGCAUAUAUGAGAGGAAACAUCAAAGGAGUUCAAGCCAGGCUUCUUCAACAGAAUUCUCGGGCAUUAUUUGUCCCGUGUGGUGCCCAUAAUUUGAAUUUGAUAUUAGCUGACGCUGCCAAUAGCUCCCUAGAUGCAACUUACGUCAGAUGGGAAAGUCGAAUAAAAAGUGCGGAGGCAAUUAGAUAUCAACCCGCGCAAAUCAGUGAAGUGCUUUUGGAGCUCAGAGAAUCUGCAACUGACCCUGUCAUCAAAGUUGAGGCUCAAUCGUUGGCAGAGGAAGUAGGGUCAUACCGUUUUGUCAUUUGCUCAGUUGUGUGGUAUGAUAUACAAGUACUCAGCAAAAUUCAGCACGUGAGCAAAGUAAUGCAGUCGACUACGAUGCAGCUCGGCGUGGCUGUAGAUCUGCUUAAGAAGACCAGAGAUAAUAUUGUCAGCUACAGAAAUACAGGUUUUGCUGAUGCACUAACUAUUGCUAAAGAAAUUUGUGAGGCGAUGAACGUAGACACCGUGCUGAAACAGAAGAGACUAAGAACUAAAAAAAUGCCACUUUAG
This is a messenger RNA of Homarus americanus (American lobster), 861 nucleotides long. RefSeq lists its product as uncharacterized. Bases 1 to 861 code for a protein of 286 amino acids. The transcript has 2 exons. NCBI's taxonomy places the organism in Eukaryota, Metazoa, Arthropoda, Malacostraca, Decapoda, Nephropidae. The record is from RefSeq and is a predicted model, not a curated record.